CCCUACUUUUUAAGUUUUUCUCGCUUAAGAGCAAAGUUUUCUGUAAAUAACAAUAAGUGAUAAGCAGAGCUGAUGGACAAUUCUUGAAGAACAAUGCAGUUUGUCUACAUCCACACGUGGCAUUCAGCACAUUCAAAAUGCAUCCCAUUUUAUAAACUUUUAAAAUUACACUGUAAAUUAACUGUGAAUGUACAUAUUUAUUUGUAGACAUAUAGGAAAGAUUCUAUUCCAGGGAUAUAUUUUAGAAUACUAGUUCAAUGGAAGGACAUAGAAACAGAUUUUUAAAACUUCCCUAACAUUCUUAACAUAUUUUCCCUUUGAAGCUUCCUUUCUUCAUUUUAAAGUAUAAAAUAUCUGUAUGGCUGUGCAUAUAUGUCACAUGAAAUAUGUUUGAUACAUACCUAUGAUAUAUGAUAUAUACAUAAAUAACCCGUUCUGCACCUACCACGUGUUAAACUCUAAAGGCUAACUACCAUCCUGAGCAGCAGACAGGAAGGGGCGGAGCGCCAGCGGUUGCCAGGCCCCGAGUCCCGCUCCGAAAAGCGGCCGCAGCCGGAGACGCCGCAGGGAGUGCAGCGGCCGCUUAGUGCCCCCGCCCCUGCCAGUCCUAGCCGUCGGUCCGAUGUUUGCGGGACCUGCGAUGACCGUCGGCACCAGGCACCGGGCGAGAGGCGACACCGGGUCCAUGGCCAUCGCGGCGGCGCCCUCUUCCUCGGCCCUCGGCGUUUCGAGUCCGGCCGCGGCCCCCAGCUCGUACGGAGUAUUCUGCAAGGGGCUCUCCCGCACCCUGCUCGCCUUCUUCGAGCUGGCGUGGCAGCUGCGCAUGAAUUUCCCGUACUUCUACGUCGCGGGCUCGGUGAUCCUCAACAUCCGCUUGCAGGUACACAUUUAGGACCUCCCGGGCCAGCACAAUGGCGCGCCACCCCGAGCCCCGGCUGCCGAGCGGAGCUGCGAAUGAGCACUCCCGCGGUCUCGCGAGAGUGCCCGGGCGCCCUCCGAGGCUGCGCGCCCCGCCCGUAGCCGAGCGCCCCCCGCAGGCGCGGCACGCCUGCCGUAACUAGAAAAAGGAAACACGCGAUUUUCCGGGAAGAGCGAAGCAUUUAAUUCAGGCGCACCAGUAUUUAAGAAGCUGUGCAUCCUUAAAGCAAAACCAGGACAAACAGGCUGCAUUAUAACAAAGGAAAGUUAUUAAAAUGUUUAGGAUAAAAAAUUUUAAUGUACAUCAGGCUCAUGGUCCAAAUUAAAAUAAGAAAUCAUAAAUUUCGGGAAUAUUGGAUUGGAUUGCAUACAAGACGUUGAAUAAGAAGCUGAAGAUCUUAAGGAUAUGAUUGGGAAGGCAUGUAUUUUUUCGUUCCACCAGCACCAGAGAAAACAGUGACAAUCAGAUCUCUACAGUGGGAGGGCGGGGGGAAAAAAAAGACUGGACAGAAAAAGCAUCCUUCUAAGCAUCCAAACAACGUAAAAUGCUGCAGGAUUUUGAACGGAGAAUUGGAGUGUGAGAAAGUAUUAAGACUGUAUUUCAGUGUCCCUGUGAGUAGUAGUGAUUCAAGUACCUUGGAGCCAAAGAGAAGAAAAUCAAGUUACAGCACAAAGCUUGGCUUUUUAAUGAAUAUCAUUUAAAUAAUAAUAAUGAAUGUAAA
Messenger RNA from Hipposideros armiger (great roundleaf bat), 1640 nucleotides. It is a transcript of the gene SMIM10L1, whose product is annotated as small integral membrane protein 10 like 1. The record is from RefSeq and is a predicted model, not a curated record. The transcript has a single exon. Lineage: Eukaryota; Metazoa; Chordata; Mammalia; Chiroptera; Hipposideridae. The coding region runs from base 623 to 892 and encodes 89 amino acids.